Messenger RNA from Spirometra erinaceieuropaei, 971 nucleotides. The record is from the annotation of a GenBank genome assembly. Lineage: Eukaryota; Metazoa; Platyhelminthes; Cestoda; Diphyllobothriidea; Diphyllobothriidae.
AUGAGUCCGCUCACUCUGGCAGCCUGGAAUGUUCGUUCCCUUUUAGACAAUCUGAGGAGCAACCGACCGGAACGGAGGACAGCGUUAGUGGCUCGGGAACUGGCACACUACAAGGUGGACAUCGCCACACUCAGCGAGACUCGAUUCUCCGAACAAGGCCAACUGGGGAAGGUGGGUACCGGCUACACCUUCAUCUGGAACGGUCAACCCAGGCCAGAGCGACGAGACGCGGGUGUCGCCUUCGCCAUCCGGAACGACAUCGUGGGACGACUGUCCUGUUUGCCGCAAGGCAUCAACGAUCGCCUCAUGAGCCUCCAUCUGCCUCUACGGGGUGGGGGCGAAUUAGUCACCUUCAUCAACGCCUACGCUCCCCCCAUAACCAGCCCCGAGACAGCAAGAGACAAAUUCUACGAAGACCUGCACGCCCUCUUGGCGGCUGUGUCGAAGGCGGACAAGUUGAUUGUCCUUGGCGAAUUCAACGCCCGCGUCGGCCCAGACCAUGCUGCCUGGAGAGGAGUGCUAGGUUCCAUGGUCCGCGUGGCUCAAACGACAAUGGCCCGCUCCUUCUCUGCACCUGCGCAGAACACCGCCUCAUCCUGACGAACACCUUCUUCUGUCUGCCGGAGCGAGAGAAGGCCACCUGUAGGCAUCCUCGGUCGCGUCAGUCGCACCUGCUGGACUAUGUCCUCGUCCGGAGGCGAGAUCAGCGGGACGUGCUGGUGACGAAGGCGAUCGCGGGUGUUGACGGGUGUACCGACCAUCGCCUCGUCAUCCCAAAGACGCGUAUCGAUCUACAGCCUCGCAGGAGACCACAAGGUAAUCGACCCCCAUGUAAGCUGAAUACUGCCUUGUUGUCCUUGUCCGCUCACCAUCUUCAUUUCAGCAAUGAGCUAGCUCAACGACUAGACAACCUUCCAAUCGCUGCUGCCGCUGUCGCCGCCGACGCCGCUGCCGAGAACGCCUGCAUAUAA